Messenger RNA from Dichomitus squalens LYAD-421 SS1, 1677 nucleotides. RefSeq lists its product as uncharacterized. The transcript is spliced from 2 exons. The annotation marks the transcript as partial. The record is from RefSeq and is a predicted model, not a curated record. NCBI's taxonomy places the organism in Eukaryota, Fungi, Basidiomycota, Agaricomycetes, Polyporales, Polyporaceae.
GCACCUGGAAUCGGUAAUGGCAACAUCACACCCUCCGUCAUCAACGCCUGGGAACACGGAUGCCUCCAAUUCUUCCGCGACCGCAACAUCACCGAAGAGGACAAGGUAUUCAAGGCCUGCAUGUAUAUCUCCCACGACAUUAUCCGCGACUGGUACCGCACCGACAGCUGCCGCUUCGAUGGCAUGGAUUUCGACGAAUUCCUCGCUGAGCUACGCGCGAAUCACCUCCCCAUGAACUGGGACGUCGACAUCAAGACUCAGAUCAUGAAUGCCAGACAGCGUGAGAACCAGACUUUCCUGGAUUUUGUCUUGGGACUCGAGGUCCUCAACACCCAGUUACGCGCUUCCUCGUCUCGCUUCUCAACCGAGGGACUGCGACUCAUCAUCAAGACUCGCGUCUGCGACAGCCUCCGCCCGCUCAUCCAGUCGGACGACAUCCAAGCGAUUCCGCUCGACCAAUAUGUCCGAUGGAAAUCGGCGUGUGCUCGUGCCGAUGACCAACGCCGACGUCAAGUCGACGUCAUCAUGCAGAUCCUUGCGGCCAACCCAGCUCCGGGCGGCCACCGUGGCAAUCCUCCUGUCACCUCUGGCUCCUCGACCAAGGCUUCGCUCCCUCAGCUCACUGCAGUGGAGCGACAAAUCUUGACGUCUAACAAGGGAUGUUUCAAAUGCCGACGUCUCAACGUCGUCAGCUCCACUCACAUGUCCGGGAACUGCCCCAACGGUGCCCCGGACGGUGCCACGUACAUUCCCCUCACCACCAAGUACCCGCACCUCACCACCCAAAGCCAAGCGUCCAAGGAAAAUGUUCGCCCGAAGCGCAUCAUCGCCAGCGUGAACGAGGAGUCUCCAGAAGUCGAACCUACCACCAUUGCCGCCAUUGCCGCUGUAGGAUCCUCUCCCUUGGCACACACCACAGGCAUCCUCGGCACUGGUUCUGACUCUGACGAAUCGUGCGUGCCCCCUCUUUUUGCCCCACAAACCUUUCUUCGUGCGCGCCUUGUGCCCGAUCCCGAUGCCCCCGUUUUUGACAUGCUCAUUGAUGGCGGUGCUGGUCCAGUGUUGGUUAGGCGCGACAUCGCUGUAUCCAUGGGAGUGCCGCUACGGCGGCUCCCCACUGCACAUAGGCUGGGAGACGCAUGGGGAAAGGUUUCGGAAGGCAUGAGGAGUGAGGAAUGGGUGAAGUUGAGAGUUCUUUUACUGGAUUUUUCAUGGUCGUCUCGCGUGUGUCGCGCUAUCGUUGUCGAUAAUCUGUGUGCCCCUGUAAUAUUAGGCAAGACCUGGCUCGAAUCAAACAGCAUCGUUGAAGAUCACGCCGCACACACGCUCCUCAACAGAUCCACUGGUCGCGACCUCCUCUCUCCCCCUCCCCUUCCUACUCCGCCCCAGCGGACUCCACCCCCCCAGCGACUGGCUGCCGACACCACUGUUCCCGACGCCACCUCCCUCACUAUCUCCGCUGUCCGCACACACGUUGAACGCCUCGCUCUCCUCGAGACCCUAGACCGUGAAAAUACCGCCAUGAAGACCACCUUCUCCGACCGGUUCCCUUCCGACAUCCCCCACAUCGAUCAGCUCCCUUCCGACGUCCACCACCGCUUUAUCCUGAAGGACACCAACUUAGUCAUUGCGCGACGCCAAUACGAUUGUCCUAAGAAAUACCGCGAAGUAUGGAAG